UAUCACAAUUAAAAGAUUUAGUUUAUAACGUUUUCUACCAUUUUUUUUCUAAGAGAUUGAUUUGAACCAUUAUAAAACUGAAUAGUUGUAAACAAAUAGUUUAUGAUUAUUUAAAAAUAAACAAAACAAACAAUCAUUAAGUGUAAACAUAUGGUAACACAAUAUAAUGAAGUUAUGAUACACAUUCAUUUAUACUCACAGUCCUAUAGUCAAACUCAUAUAUUACACUAACGCACAUAGUUCAACUCAAUCAUAAGUAAACAUAACAAUAAAGAAAGACACAGAGAGAGAGAAAUCAUUUAAAGAAAGAUAAGUGAUAUGGUAAACACACAUAUAACUUUUUUUUCUCUAACUACAAAUAAGAAUAGUAUUUGUGUUCAUUUACUUGUCAGCCUAAUAUAUAAUAGCUAUGCUAUAAUAAAAACCAAUUUUCGGAAUAGCUCUUUUUUUCUUUUUUUUUCUUCUUCUCAUCUAAUCAGGUGAAUUGAAGCUAAUUUACUAAACAUGAAUCUACGAAUGAAAAUAGUGAUAUGAUUAAGUACUUAAAAUUAUGAAUGGUAUAAAAGUACUAAAUGUUCAGGUAUAAUACUUCAUUGUGUUUAUAUUCAUAAAUUAAGUUAAAUGGGAGAACGUAAAGCUGUCAUUAAAAAUGCUGAUAUGCAUGAAGAUAUGCAAGAGACUGCUGUACAUACAGCUGCUGCUGCACUUGACAAAUAUGAAAUUGAAAAAGAUGUUGCUGCUUAUAUAAAAAAAGAAUUUGAUAGAAAAUAUAAUCCAAAUUGGCAUUGUAUUGUUGGAAAACAUUUUGGCAGUUAUGUAACACAUGAAACACAACAUUUCAUCUAUUUCUAUUUACAAGAACGAGCUUUCCUCCUUUUCAAAUCCGGUUAGAAGGUAUCAGUGAUAAAUCGAAACAAAGAAAACAACAUUUAGUUUAUUUCAAUUGUACACUAGUUAGCAUACAAUUAUGUUUAAUUGAUAGUCCAAAAUGGUAUAAUUUAAUGUCUUUUCUUUUAACAACAACGACAACAACAACAACAACAAAAAGAAAGUACAAUGGCAUUUUUGUACUGUUAUGUCAAAACAUUUUUUUAAUUUGUUUAAAAAACAAUGAAUAAAUAAAUUUGUUACUAUAAUUUUUGAUCAAA
Schistosoma curassoni is the source of this 1148-nucleotide messenger RNA. NCBI's taxonomy places the organism in Eukaryota, Metazoa, Platyhelminthes, Trematoda, Strigeidida, Schistosomatidae. The record is from the annotation of a GenBank genome assembly.